GCCUGCCCCCCCCCGCCCUCCCCACCAGGGCCCCCCCCCUGCUUCGGGGGGCCCUGGCUCUGCUGCUGCUGCCCCCCCCAGCCCGGCCAGGGGCCCCCCCUCCGCUGCUCCCGGCUGCCUGGGCCUCCUUCUCGGUGCCGGACGGGGGGCUGACCCACCUGGCGGUGCACCGCGAGACGGGCGAGGUCUUUGCCGGCGCCGUAAACCGCGUCUACAAGCUGGCGGCCAACCUGAGCCAGCUGCGGGUGCACGGGACGGGGCCGGUGCCGGACGACGCCCGGUGCUACCCGCCGCCCGCCGUGCGGCUCUGCCAGCACCCGCUGGCCCCGGCCGACAACGUCAACAAGCUGCUGCUGCUGGACUACGCGGGCGGGCGGCUGGUGGCCUGCGGCAGCGUCUGGCAGGGCGUCUGCCAGCUGCUGCGCCUGGGCGACCUGGCCAAGCUGGGCGAGCCGCACCAGCGCAAGGAGCACUACCUCUCGGGCGGGCGCGAGGCCGACGCCAUGGCCGGCGUCAUCCUGGAGCAGCCGGGCCAGCCUAGCCGGCUCUUCGUGGGCACCUCGGUGGAGGGGCGCUCCGAGUACUUCCCCACCCUGUCCAGCCGCCGCCUGGCGCCCGACCCCGCCAGCCCCGACAUGUUCAGCCUGGUCUACCAGGACGAGUUCGUCUCCUCGCAGGUCAAGGUCCCCUCGGACACCCUGGCGCUGCACCCGGCCUUCGACAUCUACUACGUCUCGGCCUUCGUCUCGGGCGCCUUCGUCUACUUCCUCACCCUGCAGCUGGACACGCAGCAGGCGGCGCUGGAGGGGCCGGGCGGAGGGCCCGGCGGGGGGGCGGCCCCCGGGGCCGAGCGCUUCUUCUCCUCCAAGAUCGUGCGGCUCUGCGCCCGCGACGCCGAGUUCUACUCCUACGUGGAGUUCCCGCUGGGCUGCGCCCACGCCGGGGUGGAGUACCGCCUGGUGCAGGCCGCCCGGCUGGCCAAGGCCGGGCGACGGCUGGCGCGGGCGCUGGGCCUGGCCGAGGGGCAGGACGUGCUCUACGCAGCCUUCGCCCAGGGCCAGAAGAACCGGGCCGCGCCGCCCCGCCAGAGCCUGCUCUGCCUCUUCACGCUCGACGAGGUCAAUCGGCGCAUCCAGGAGCGGAUCCAGAGCUGCUACCGCGGCGAAGGGCACCUCUCCCUGCCCUGGCUGCUCAACAAGGAGCUGCCUUGCAUCAACACGCCCAUGCAGAUCAAUGGGAAUUUCUGCGGGCUGGUGCUGAACCAGCCGCUGGGGGGGCUGCAGGUCAUCGAGGGGCGCCCCCUGCUGGCCGAGCGCAGCGAGGGGCUGGCCAGCGUCGCCGCCUACACCUACCAGGGCCACUCCGUCGUCUUCCUCGGCACCCGCGCCGGGACCCUCAAGAAG
This is a messenger RNA of Terrapene triunguis (Three-toed box turtle), 1403 nucleotides long. RefSeq names its product plexin-A3-like. Gene Ontology annotation, cellular component: semaphorin receptor complex. The annotation marks the transcript as partial. Gene Ontology annotation, molecular function: semaphorin receptor activity; protein binding. NCBI's taxonomy places the organism in Eukaryota, Metazoa, Chordata, Testudines, Emydidae. Gene Ontology annotation, biological process: regulation of cell migration; positive regulation of axonogenesis; regulation of cell shape. The transcript is spliced from 2 exons. The record is from RefSeq and is a predicted model, not a curated record.